AUGAAAAGCAUCGAGGAUCGUUAUGACUAUGAGCCAUCGGAAAAAUGUGAAUGCAAGAGCUGCAGGAUGCGACACAUCAAUAGGGAUGUAACAUCUGAAGAGCGAUUGGACACGGAGAUGAAGUUGUUCGAGGUCCAUAAGUGCAUUGACAAUCAGGUGGAUGAGGCAAUUGCGGAUCUUGGGGAGCUGGUAAAGAUGAAAACGAUCUCCGUGGAACCAGAGCAUCUGAAAUAUGGCUGUAUGGCCUUGGAAUGGAUGGCAAAUCGAUUGGCGGCAUUGCAUUUCAAAACACAUCUAUAUCCGAUAGAUAAUGAGCCUCACACUUGCUUUGUGGAGCCUCAACAAAAGGUUCUAUUUGCCAAUUACUUCUCCUCGCCCACAAAGACCACGGUGAUGGUAUAUGCACAUAUAGAUGUGGUUCCUGCUGAAAGAGACUGUUGGUUCAACGAUCCCUUUGAGCUGAAUACCCGGGAUGGACUUAUCUAUGGACGAGGUGUGACCAGUGGGAAGGGAAUGGUUGUGGGUUGGCUUCAGGCCAUCGAAUGUUGGCUCAAGAUCAACGAGGAUCUGCCAAUAAAUAUCAAGUUCAUUGUUGAUAUGCUGCAUGAGGUGGGUAGCGAGGGAUUGCAGCAUUAUCUACAGGUCCGAAGUGAUUUCUUUCUGGACGUCGACUACAUGAUCUUCGACACAAACUCUUGGCUUAAUUCUGAUCGUCCGUUGAUCGCCUGUGGACUCACGGGCUGGGCACACUUUGGCCUCGAGGUUCGCGGUGCCAACAAGAGUUUGGAAAGCGGCUUAGCCGGAGGUCUUGUCUUUGAACCCAUGACAGACAUUUGUCACCUGAUGAACAGUCUAGUGAAUUCAAACCACGAGAUUAAUGUACCCCGUAUUGAUCACAUGGUUAAACGUCUCACAGUUGAAGAGUGGCAUCUACUUCAGACGGCUGACUUUAGUACCUACAAGUACAUGGAUCAACUGGGGAUCCGGCGUCUGAGAUAUGAGGGCAACAAGGUGGAUCUCCUGCAGAAUCGUUGGUGCAAACCGACUCUGACCAUGCAUGGAAUCGAAGGCAGCGACAAUCGAAAAGAAUGCAGUCAAACCCUUCCCAUGCUAAUCAUGGGCAAGUUCUCCAUUAAAAUGGUUCCCGAUCAGGAAUUGGCACAUGUCCACGACGUAGUCAAGGAGUAUCUUGUGAAUAUGCAUCACGAGCUCGAGAUGGGCACUCAUUUGACCAUUAAACUGCUGGAUACCUGUGAGCCCACGUCCUGGUCGACAUCCUCCAAGAUCACCAAGGUGGUCAGUCGAGCUGUUGGCGAUGUUUUUCAAAAGGAACCCAUUGCCUCCGCCGGAAUUUCCAUCUGUCUGCCCAUUGCCAGUGUGUUUAGGAAGAUGCUGAACAAACCCAUCAUCCUCCUUCCCUACGGGUUGCGAGCGGAUCGUCAUUAUCAGGAGAACGAAUCCAUUGAAGAGGAUCUCUUCAUGCGCCAUAGCAAAGUGUGUGCCUCUCUUCUCUAUGAGAUUUCAACCCUACCAGUUAGAUGCAAGUGUGGAGUCAUCUUAGAGUACUGCCAAUUGAAGGGCCGGGCUGAGCGAUUGGCCGCCUUAAGAGAGGAUGAGGUUAAGGAGACUGCCAAGCGGAUCCAAUUAUCCGAACUGGCUCACGGAAAGUCACUCCACAAUCAUCGAAGGAAGAAGAAUUUCAGGGACUAUUUAUGCAUGCCAUUUAAUUACAAGAAGAUAAUGAAGAAGCUGGAGCCCAAUCGCACUCCCAACCCUUUGCCCAAGCCGUAA
Drosophila innubila is the source of this 1791-nucleotide messenger RNA. RefSeq names its product cytosolic non-specific dipeptidase-like. The record is from RefSeq and is a predicted model, not a curated record. The transcript has a single exon. Gene Ontology annotation, biological process: proteolysis. The coding region runs from base 1 to 1791 and encodes 596 amino acids. Lineage: Eukaryota; Metazoa; Arthropoda; Insecta; Diptera; Drosophilidae. Gene Ontology annotation, molecular function: peptidase activity.